Messenger RNA from Meyerozyma guilliermondii ATCC 6260, 3339 nucleotides. RefSeq lists its product as uncharacterized. Gene Ontology annotation, cellular component: peroxisomal matrix. The transcript has a single exon. Gene Ontology annotation, molecular function: ATP hydrolysis activity; ATP-dependent peptidase activity; serine-type endopeptidase activity. Lineage: Eukaryota; Fungi; Ascomycota; Pichiomycetes; Serinales; Debaryomycetaceae. The record is from RefSeq and is a predicted model, not a curated record. Gene Ontology annotation, biological process: protein catabolic process; protein targeting to peroxisome; protein processing. The coding region runs from base 1 to 3339 and encodes 1112 amino acids.
AUGUCCAAGCCUUCCGAAUCGCCAGUGGUUGUGCUUCCAACUUACCGUUUGGACUCCAAUUUGGUGCUUCUUCCUGGUAUCAUCUAUAAUGUGACUUUUUCUCGAUUCAAGGCAGCGGCGUUGUUGUCUAGGUUCCGUCACUACGUCGGAGAAGUGUCUAUGAUCCGAAGCUUGAUCAGCGAGUAUGAUUUCGAUAACGACCAAGACACUCAUGUUCCGGUUAUUUCUGAAAAGGCUGCCGAGGGUAUCAGUGAGUUUCAUCAAGCUCAGGCCAACGCUUCCAGUACCGAAGUUGCCGCCCCAGAAACCGGCUUUGACUGGUUGGUGUUGGCUAUAACACCAAAUACUCAGAAAAUCACGAAUCCUCCUUCCUCCACUGCCUAUGAUCCACCGGUUUCUCCACCUAAUUGCGAAGUAGUCACUAUAGUGAGAGUUGUGGGGAUCACCGACGACUCAAACAAUAUUAAGUUGACACUUCAAGCCUUAACAAGAGGCCUCAAGAAGUAUGAGAAGGAGAAAAGUCACCCCAAUGAGGCAAAAGUCAAGGUUGAUUUGAACGCUAACCAUGGCCUUGCUUCUAGCAACUUUCCCUCUUUGAACAAGAAAGCAGCAAGUUUGUUCGAUGUCAUUGAUAAGUUUCUCUCUGACUAUCAACAAGCACUCAAAUCGAGUAACAUGAAAAUUCUGAAGGCCAACGAUGGAAAGAACUCGGGCAACAUUUUAUGCUUAAAUCCAUUGGCAAAUGCGUUGUAUCUUCAGCUUAAUGGUUCGAGAGAGGUAACAAAAGCAUACAUCAGUUUGAAAAAGCUAUUUUCCACCUAUACUUCGGGGAACAAAAUCGACUCCCGUUCCUUCCUCCGCUUGGUUGAUUUAUCAUGUGCAAUCGUACCGUUCCCCAAUCACCAGAAGCUCAACUUGUUGAACAAAUUCAAAGCAGAAGAUAGGGUGAAAGAAGUUAACAAAAUGAUGGAUGACUUAAUUGACGUCUUUAAAAAUUUGGAAGCAAACAACAACUACGUUAACCAUUGGUUUUUCGAUGAGGCAUCCUAUAUCCAGAAAGCGAAUGUGGUUGCAAGUCAGCUCAAGUCUAUCAGGCUAAUCUUGGAAGGGAUGUCAAGUUCGAAAAACGAUAAGAACACUCAAGUGAAGGCCAACAAUCAACUUGUUCGCCGCAAGAAUAACACCAAAUCUGUUGGUAGUGCUGUGGGUCCAAAAGAAACCGGGGACGCGGAUGAAGAGGAUGAUGAUGACGAUGACGAUGAUUUGCGCGCAAUCACUAGUUUCAUCAAGAGCAAGAUGCCAAGUAUACAAGGAAUGUCUAAUGACACAAAACGCUUGUUGACUAAAGAUUUCAAGCGUAUCAAGUCAUCACCACCUGGAAAUUCAGACUUUCACGUUAUCAGAAACUACUUGGAAAUUGUUGCUGAUAUUCCUUGGGAUAAGUAUAUCACCAAAUUCAAGUCGAAUCAAGACAUUGAUAUUGACUUCGCAAGAAAGCAGUUAGAUGAAGACCACUACGGUUUGGAACAUGUCAAGAGACGAUUAAUUCAGUAUUUGGUGGUUUUGAAGUUAUUGGGUAUUACAUCCGAGGCUGAAUCCGAGAAGAUUGCCAACGAAAAGAAAAACGCCCUUGGUAGUGGAGGAUCCAAGGAUGAUGAUCUGAACAACAGUGAUCGCAAAUCUGAUUCGAUUGUGAUUGACAACAGCGACUUAACUUACAAAGCCCGCCAGGAAGCAAAGGACAAGAAUAAAAAAUCUAGGAGCCUCACAUCAAUUGAACUGUCUGCCCAAAAAGACCUUAUGGUCUCUAAGAAGAACAAAUCACCCAUUAUGAUGUUGGCGGGACCACCUGGUACGGGUAAAACCUCUUUGGCAAAGUCAAUUGCAAACUCUCUUGGUAGAAGCUUUCAGAGAGUAUCGUUGGGUGGUAUUAAAGAUGAAUCUGAGAUUAGGGGCCAUAGAAGAACCUAUGUUGGUGCUAUGCCUGGUGUUAUCAUUCAGUCAUUGCGGAAAGCAAGAUGCAUGAAUCCGGUGAUUUUGCUCGAUGAAAUUGACAAGGUGAUCGGUGGAAACAGCAAUGCCAACAAAUUCAACGGUGAUCCUUCGGCAGCAUUAUUGGAAGUAUUAGAUCCGGAGCAAAAUAAUUCUUUCAUGGAUCAUUACUUGGGAUUUCCCGUUGAUCUUUCACAAGUCAUUUUCAUCUGUACUGCCAACGAGCCAUAUAACUUAUCAAAGCCUUUACUUGAUAGGCUCGAAAUGAUCGAGGUUAGUGCUUAUGACUACAAUGAGAAACAAAUAAUUGGUGAGAAAUACUUGUUACCUAGACAGAUAAAGAGAAAUGGGUUCCCUCUGUUGGAUCUUGUCUAUAUUGACAAGUCGGUAAUGAAGAAGAUCAUUUUGGACUACACAAGAGAGGCUGGGGUGCGUAAUUUCGAGAGAAAACUCGGCACCAUCUGCAGAUACAAAGCUGUUGAGUAUGCCUCAAGCUUGGAUAGUUCUGAAACUUAUGAUCCUACUGUUGAGGAGCAUGAUUUGCCAAAGUAUUUGGGUGUACCAUUCCCCAAGUUAUCGUCGGAAAUAUCCGAGCCUGUCACUCUGGCUGCAAAGUAUGGUGUCGUUAAUGGUCUUUCGUACAACUCGGAUGGUUCAGGCUCUGUGUUGAUCUUCGAAAGCAUCGGUAUAAUCAGUGGAGACAAGGAUUCUAAUGAGUCAAGAACUUCACUUCACAUGACAGGAAGGCUCGGUGAAGUUUUGAUGGAAAGUGCUAAGAUUGGACUUACAUUCAUAAAAUCAAUGCUUCACGGGCACUUGUUGAAUGUGAAUAACAGCGAUGCGGAAAUAUUAAAGAGAAUGAAUCAGCUUGAAAUUCACAUGCAUGUACCACUGGGAUCAAUUCUGAAAGAUGGACCUUCAGCCGGUAUUACCAUGGCCCUUCUGUUUUUAUCAUUAAUUUUAGAGAAGCCGGUACCCUCGAAUAUUGCCAUGACAGGUGAGAUCACAUUGAGAGGACUCGUACUUCCAAUUGGUGGAGUUAAAGAGAAAAUACUUGGUGCGCACUUGGCUGGCGUAGACAAGGUGAUUGUGCCUCGAGAGAAUAGGAAAGACCUCAUAGAGGAGUACUGUCGUCAAAUUAAUGAUGAUACGCAACUCAACGGGUUGUUGAAGGACAAUGAAAGACGCUACAACUACACUAGGAAUGAUCCUGAACAGUACAUCAAGCAGAAGUACAACAUGGAAGUAUGUUAUGCUCGUGAGUUCUGGGAUGUGGUCAAACACGUUUGGGGCGAUGAGCUUUUGAUGAAAAUUGAUCAAUCUAAACUACUUGAAUACCAUUUAUAG